This is a messenger RNA of Anolis sagrei ordinatus, 1519 nucleotides long. NCBI's taxonomy places the organism in Eukaryota, Metazoa, Chordata, Lepidosauria, Squamata, Anolidae. The record is from RefSeq and is a predicted model, not a curated record.
CCCAGGUUUGAGGGCCGGAGAGACCCGUGUCCCUCCCAGGGCUGGGGGCCUUUCCUGCCCCGCUCCCCCUCCCAGGCCCCUCCUCUUCUGGGGGAUUCUGGGAGAAUCGUAGCAUCCUAGAGUUGGAAGAGACCUGGUGGGCCAUCAUCCAGUCCAACCCCAUUCUGCCAAGAAGCACCCCUGACAGAUGGCCACCCAGCCUCUGCUCCAAAGCCUCCACCACACUCCCUCCGGGGCAGAGAGUUCCACUGCUGAACAGUUUCUCUCUGUGUCAGGAAGCUCUUCCUCAUGUUCAGGUGGAAGCUCCUUUCCUAGACUUUGAAGCCAUUGUUCCAUUGCGUUCUAGUCUCCAGGGAAGCAGAAAAAUAAGCUUGCUAGAAGGCACCUCCCUGGUCGUCUUCUCCAGUGUCCCAUUGCUCUGCCCCACACGGAUUGGCCCCUGGGGAAGCCCUUUCCCUUCCGGGCUCUGUCCCAACUCGGGCCCACUCCUCCCCCAAAGAAUGAGUGGACACAGUGACCCUCCCUUGGGCCAGACUUCAGUGGCCUCCUGCCAUGUAGACAGAGUCUGCGCCACAGCUGUGGCUGCCAAAGGGAGGCCAAAGAAGAAGGGGUCGAGGGACGGGGCCCGUGGGGCAGCGGGUGAGGGCUCCCUUUCUCUCUCUUCCCACAGAAUGUCCCGGUGGAGGCCACGCAGAGGGUCCUGGAGGAGUAUCUGGGGGAGAUGGAAGACCCCCAGGAACUACGGGAGCAAUUUCAGGAUUUCAUGGGGGACGCCAUGUUUGUCCUUCCUGCUCUUCGGGUAGCGAGAGCUCAUAGAGACUCGGGUGCCCCCGUCUACUUCUACGAAUUCCAGCAUCGCCCUUCCAUCUUCAGAGACACCAGGCCGGCUUUUGUAAAGUCCGACCACGGAGACGAAGGCAUCUUUGUUUUGGGAACGCUGUUCUUAAGCAGCAAGGAUUCCCCGUUUGCCUUUGCAGGGGGAUACACCGAGGAGGAGAAACGGCUGAGCAAGACGGUGAUGCGAUACUGGGCAAACUUUGCACGCAGCGGGAACCCCAACGGCCACGGGCUGGUGGAGUGGCCCCGCUACGACCAGGAGGAGGGCUACCUGGAGCUGGGCUUGGAGCUGAGAGGAGCCCACAAGCUGAAGCAGAGCAAAGUCGACUUCUGGCUGAAGACCCUGCCGGAGAAGAUGAGGAAGGAGGAGGAGGAAGAAGAGAGGAAAACACACCAAGAGCUGUAGGCAAGGGAGGGGUGGCCACAGAGGAGAACAAGGCACCUCGAGGGAGGAAGAGGAGGAGGAGGAGGAGGAGGAGGAGGAGGAGGAGGAGGAGGAGGAAGCAGAGCCUGGUGAUGUGAUGGGGAAAUUGAUGUCGAGCAAGAAUUUGGGGGUCUUUGCCAGGAGGCAGAGACCAAUCAGACCCAACAAGGAGAGUCCGGAACCCUGGCGAGACGAGCAAAGCACCCCAGAUUUUUCCCUAAAUUUUCCCAAAUAAAGUCUCACCAAAGUUGAAGAACA